Toxoplasma gondii ME49 is the source of this 3280-nucleotide messenger RNA. RefSeq names its product transporter, major facilitator family protein. NCBI's taxonomy places the organism in Eukaryota, Apicomplexa, Conoidasida, Eucoccidiorida, Sarcocystidae. The coding region runs from base 682 to 2964 and encodes 760 amino acids. The record is from RefSeq and is a predicted model, not a curated record. The transcript has 5 exons.
UUGGAACUCUACGGUGGCAUGGCACUGCAUAACGCGCCAAGGCCAUGAUCUUAAUGAAGUGUUGCGGCCACAGAAAACGUGGUUCGGCUGUUUCGUGUGUCGGGAAGCAGCUUCAUUAACAGGUCAGAGCGCUGGGAGCUAUAGCUUGUUCCCCCUUUGCGACAGCCAAGAUUGGCGGUCCCCGACUAGCAGCCAGAGGAAGGCUGCUGUUGUGGCAUCAGAAAAGAUUUCAAUUUUCGUGUCCACGUGCGUCUCCGUGUGACGUGAAACCAAAUCGGAACCAGUCAGACAUGCCAGCUGGACAUCGUUGGUCCAAGAGGAUACGCGCUGCAACGUAUUCUUUCGGCGGUUGUCGCCUUUGCUUUGCGGUGGUGUAUACGGAGUUUUCGGUAUGCUUGAGCUAAUAAUGUUGCAUUCACCCACCUCCACUUUUACGGCUCGACACUGGCAUGUGGCCCUGUUGCGCUGUUUCAUUGACUCGUGGACGUCAUCGGCUUUGGACAUGCCAUUUUGGAUCACAAAGUGGCUGGGCGAACGCCGUUCUGUUACAAUUAAGUCGCGAGCACCAGCAACUAUGGCGCGACAAAAUAACGUGACAGUUGACUAAAUCAUCGCUCUUCUGCGUGUCCUGCGUUUGGCACGGAGGCACACAGAGCAACUUGCCGAGUGCUCCUGUUUAGGAUGUCUUCGUUGUUGACAGCCUGUUUGUGCGCGACACUUGACUCUCUGCUUACUGGGCAGAUCAUUUCCCUACUACACACAGACAUCAUGAUGAAGGAAGAAGCACCCGGGCCAUCUCCGGCAUUAGUUCCUUCUGCGGAGUUUGCCGAGGAGUUACAGACAAGUGGUUCAUUCGACCGUGAAAAACAAGAGCAGCGGAACGUCACGCCUUUCCGCAAGGGGUCACCCUGGAACUUUUGGUCGAGUGCAUUGUACCAUUGCGGAGGUCGCAGAGCAAGAAAGGGGAUUGUCAUACUUGGGAGCUGCUUGGUUAUGCUUGGGCUCAGUUCGUCUCUGAGUUGGAGUUGCACAUAUCCCUACAUGUUUGCUUACCUUCAACAUGCAGGCAGCACGUGGCAGUACAGGCAUUGCGCGUGGGUGUCUGUCAUGCAGCUGGCUGGGCUCCUGAUGACUCUGCCGCUGGGCAGUAUGCUUGAAACUCGGAUUGGCCCUAGGUGGACCGUGUGUCUCGGCGCUCUCAUUGGAUUCAGUGGCUCUUUCGGUGUUUCGUUUGCCGUUGGUUCCUACUGGGCAAUUUUGUUUUUGUAUGGGUUAGUUCAGGGGAUGGGAGCAGGCUUGCAAAUGGCUCCGGCUUCUACCGUGCCCUUGCGGUGGCAGCCUGACAAGGUGAAUCUUCUCCUGAAUCUUCGUUGUACUGCCUUCAUGCUCGGACCUUGCAUUUUCAUUCCGAUGAAUAUUCUUGGGGCAGACUAUUCAUCCACGCCAACAACAAUACAUUCGGUAUCAGAUAGCAUGAGAUCGGAUUCGGGCACAGUAACGGGACAGCAACAACUCGUGACUUCGCAGGCGUACCUUUCCUUUCCCUCAUGGGGCCCGUCAAUUCUCCAGGCGGUGGCGGGCGUUACGCUUGCACUUCAGCUUUGCGGUGGAGUUUUGCUCGAUAAUCCUCCAUGGACCCAAAGAUGGCAGCGUCGACAUGUCAACGAAGGACAGCUGGAGCGGAAACCUGCAAGUCCAGUGACACCUUCUGUGGAGACGUCCAUUCAUUCAUGUGUAGCAGAUUCAUCGGACGUAAAGAAACCUGCCUCACAACAUCAGCCACGCGCUGCAGUAACAAAUCGUCUUUUGCCUGGGGAAUCCAUAUCAGGCUUUGUCACGAGAUGUAGUACUUUGCGGCAAGCGUACCUGGCCCACUUCAUCGUGCCCUUCACGGUCUCAGACGUGUCUGGUAUGACGAAGCGGUUGGACGAACUUUUCAUACAAAAACGAUCGGUCCCGUCAUGGGCUCGCGGCUUGCACGGGAUCAGCUUGUCCCUAGGGGAAUCAUUACGGACGACGCGAUUCUUUUUUCUGUGCUUCGUUUCGUCCUGUCAUUUCUUCUACUUUGUAUCACUGUACACUUACUGGCACGUUGCCGCUGUCUCCUUCAGUAUACCUCAAUCUAAGCUACUGUUUCUUUCGAUUAUGUUAUCCAUAUUCGCUGUUCUCUGCUGUCUGUAUUGGGGAGAAUAUAUCCGUGUAUUUACAGUGGGGACCGGUUUGGUCAUGACAUCUUCCUUGUGUUGUGCGUCUUCAUGGCUUUUCGGAAUGGCAGCUAGUAGUAGUCAGGCUGCAUUCACGAUUGCAGUAGCUCUCUGCAUAUUUUCUGCAGUAGGGGUGGUCGCACUGGUGGCUCAAGGCGCCGCAACUGCGUUUGGUCCGCGGCCUCUGGGCUUCGUCUUGUACCUUCUUCAGUCCUGUGCCAUGAUCGGUGGUGCCGUUCUCUCUGGAGUUACAGCAUUAUUCUUCCUAGACGGCAGCCAUUUGUCUUUCACCCGAUUUGCCAUUCUACCCGCAAUCCUGCUGACUAUCAUUUCGUCUGCGCUAGUGGCCGUUAGAUGUUUCUUUCGGGGGAAACUUACCUUGCUCGACGCACCUGUCCGCCGCCGCUGCACGGAAGUCGAAGCCGACGAAGAUGGAGCAACUUCUCAGUCGCCGCACGAUGAACGCAUCGACUUGGAAUCGUCCGACGACGCAUAUACCGACGAUGAAACGCGUCCGCUUAACCUGGCGGCAGUUAUACGGGAGUAUCAGGAAAGUGCUCAGCGGAGGCACAGUGCCAAGACAGAAGAGACGAUCUUGUCUGAAACAGAAGGCUAUCAUGAUGCAGACAGCCCGUUGCAGUUUCCGGUCGGUGUUGAUCCCGCUCACAUAUUUCCAGCUGAGGAAGACUGGGAUGAGGCUGAAUUGAGUCUCUCUUCAGCGGAGGAGACUGAUUCCGAGCCGGGUGGUUCAGAUAAGUAGACUGGAGUGACUGUCCGCGAUAAGGUCCCAGGAAGGACACUGCAGGAACAAUAGGGAAAUUUCAGACAAAAUGCAGUUUGCUGAGACCCGGAAAAGCGGGAAUGCUUAUUGAACUGCCUCGCCAAACUCUCCGGAUUAUUGCAAGAACGGCUGCUACCCGCCAGUGCUGGAAUAUGUUGCGAUCCCCCGAUGUCCCACUCCGUAGCCUUCUUACAUUUCUGGAGCUGAAACAACGUCGUGGGCCACAGCGCGUAUGCUUGUCCAUCGGAAUUGCCUUUGUCAAUGAAGGCAGCACAUAGUCUUUUCACGUUUGGAU